AUGGGGAACGCCACGUCCACGGCGGCCAUCCAGACGGCCGAGAGCCUGCGUCACGAGCUGUACCCGGCCGGCCAGCCGCACUCAGACCUGACCCAGCCUCCAUCGGCGGACGUGCCGGAGCAGCCCGCUAAGACGGCCGCCGGUCCAUACCGCGUCCUGCCGCCCGAGUGUCCCAUGUCUGCGGGUGGCGGCGGGCAGACCCUACCCCCCGAGUGUCCCAUGUCCUCGAGCUCGGCGCCAGAGCGUCCCAUGACCGGGCGGGACUCGCUGCCGGCCCACCAGCACGGCAUCGUCACCGACCAGGCCGGCGCCGUGCUCCAGGUCGACCCCGCCAACAUGGAAGCGCCGCCGAACCAGAAGCCGGCGCCCGACCAGCCGUUCCCGCUCUCCACUGAGCGUCAGGUGUCCAACAUCCCGCGCGCCACCGACGACACCUCCAACUGGGUGUACCCGUCACCGCAGAUGUUCUGGAACGCCAUGUUACGCAAGGGCUGGCGCUGGAAGGAGGACGACCUGUCGCAGAUGGACAUGGACAACAUCAUCCGCAUCCACAACGUCAACAACGAGCUCGCCUGGCAGGAGAUCCUGAAGUGGGAGGCGCUGCACGCGCACGAGUGCGGCCAGCCGAAGCUGAAAAGGUUCGGCGGCAAGGCUGCCGACUACUCGCCCCGCGCCCGCUUCAGGAGCUGGAUGGGGUACGAGCUGCCGUUCGACCGGCACGACUGGAUCGUGGACCGGUGCGGCAAGGAGGUGCGCUACGUGAUCGACUACUACGACGGCGGCGCCGUCAACCCCAACGACUACAAGUUCGCGCUGCUGGACGUACGGCCGGCCCUGGACAGCUGGGAGAACGCCUGGGACCGCAUGGUGGUGGCCUGGGCGCGCUGGUUCCACUCAGAAUAG
Messenger RNA from Amphibalanus amphitrite, 903 nucleotides. Its product is annotated as holocytochrome c-type synthase-like. The transcript is spliced from 6 exons. Gene Ontology annotation, biological process: cytochrome c-heme linkage. Gene Ontology annotation, cellular component: mitochondrion. Lineage: Eukaryota; Metazoa; Arthropoda; Thecostraca; Balanomorpha; Balanidae. Bases 1 to 903 code for a protein of 300 amino acids. Gene Ontology annotation, molecular function: holocytochrome-c synthase activity. The record is from RefSeq and is a predicted model, not a curated record.